AUGAUCAAGCCAGAGGACGUGAACGCGGUGUGGCCGCCGACCGCCCUGUUGGACCUUGGCCCGAAGGCGGCCCCGGUGAAGCGUCCGCAUCUGUGGCUUGGCGACGGUGACCAGAGCUACGUCGGCCCCGCUGAUGUGGGACGGUUUGUCAAGAUAGCUCGGGAUGAGCUGAUCGAGCUCUUGCCCGAAGGCGCCUGCGGCGAGCUCGCCAAGGAUAUCACGCUGAUUCCCUCCCGCACGCGACAGGUGGGCCUGAUGGUUCGGAAGCUAACCGUGGAGCUCAUCACUCAGCUGUCCGCCCUGCAGGACGCCACGGACGUGCGCGGGGAGCCGUGCAUCCGCAAGGCUGGGUUCUUGAUCGACGGCCGCAGGGGCACUGGGAAGAGCCAGGUCUUGAAUUUGCUCGUGAUGUGGGCGCGCAGGAACGGCUGGCUUGUCGUCCUGGAGCCCACCCCCGCCCGGUAUUCCCGGGAGAUCGCGGAGAUCAAGCGUUCCAACAACGGCGUGUAUAUCCAGGCUGAGUUCGCGCAGCAGUUCUUGGAGGCGACCUCGAUUGCUAACCGGGAGAAGCUCUCUGAGAUACCCGUGGACAUGCAGGUGUACGGCUCCAGCGCCAUCGACGGCGAGUCCGUAACAGCAACGCGUCGAUUAUAUGAACCUCUCAUCGACAAGACCGUGGAGCGCGAGGUGGAAGAGCGCGAGCUGUCCGAGGCUGAGAGGCUGCACAGGAUAGCCGACUACCGCCAGCAGAUACGCGUGCCCUCCAUGACCGAGCGCCUCGCGAGCCCCGCGAACGUCUGGGAGAUCGUGGAGUUCGGGCUCGACAACGAGGCUUACGCUGCUCAGGCGGUCUCGGAGAUGUUCGCUCAGCUGCAGCGCCAGACCGUGCAUCCCGUGCUCGUGGUCGUGGACGAGUGGAACGAGUGCUUCCCCUGUUCGCAGUACGUGUCCAUCCGCUACGACAACACCAGGUUCAACGGCUACAUCCCAGCGUACCACCUGACCAUGCCGCGGGCAUUGCACAAGUGGGACGGUCACCGCUACAGGAGGGGUCUGAAGAUCUGCGCCACCACCUGGAAGAGCUCUCGGCGGCGCGACUACCGGCCGGAGCUCCUCGGCGUGAAGGAGGGCCAGAUCAGGAAGCCAGACGUUGUUGCCUCCUGCGUGCGCGUCCCUCUCGUGCUCCUCUGCCGCCUCCUCUCUCCUCCUCCCUCGUCCCCUUCCUCCCCCCUUCGUCCCCUUCCUCCCCCCUUUGUCCCUUCGUCGUCAUCCCCGUUCCAGCCUCGUGCGCUCGGAAGCCCGCGUGGGGGUCGGGGGGAGCAGGAGGACCCCGAGAUCUGAAAUCUCUGAGGUUGCAGCACCAACGGCCCCAUCCCAGAUGGGUAUUUGAAAGGGCACGCGGUCGCGUUGCAUGCCACGAUGGCCCCACGGGGGACAGUGCCGAG
Prorocentrum cordatum is the source of this 1445-nucleotide messenger RNA. NCBI's taxonomy places the organism in Eukaryota, Dinophyceae, Prorocentrales, Prorocentraceae. The record is from the annotation of a GenBank genome assembly.